AGAGCUGUCGGAGAAGCGGGACCGCGAGGCCGGCGCGCGGCGCUCUGCGCGGUCAGAGGGAGCGCCUGGCAGCAGCAGGAGCAGCAGCAGCAGCCCGCGGCGGGGCCGCCGCCAGCCGCCGCGACCGCCGCGGCUGCAGCCUCCGAAGGGAGGCCGGGUGAGCCGGCGUACGCACUUUCCCGCGGACUUUCGGAGUGUUUGUGGAUAUACAUGCCAAGCCGCCACGAUGAUGUCCAUGAACAGCAAGCAGCCUCACUUUGCCAUGCAUCCCACCCUCCCUGAGCACAAGUACCCGUCGCUGCACUCCAGCUCCGAGGCCAUCCGGCGGGCCUGCCUGCCCACGCCGCCGCUGCAGAGCAACCUCUUCGCCAGCCUGGACGAGACGCUGCUGGCGCGGGCCGAGGCGCUGGCGGCCGUGGACAUCGCCGUGUCCCAGGGCAAGAGCCAUCCUUUCAAGCCGGACGCCACGUACCACACGAUGAACAGCGUGCCGUGCACGUCCACUUCCACGGUGCCUCUGGCGCACCACCACCACCACCACCACCACCACCAGGCGCUCGAACCCGGCGAUCUGCUGGACCACAUCUCCUCGCCGUCGCUCGCGCUCAUGGCCGGCGCGGGCGGCGCGGGCGCGGCGGCCGGCGGCGGCGGCGCCCACGACGGCCCGGGGGGCGGUGGCGGCCCGGGCGGCGGCGGCGGCCCGGGCGGCGGCCCCGGGGGAGGCGGCGGUGGCGGCCCGGGGGGCGGCGGCGGCGGCCCGGGCGGCGGGCUCCUGGGCGGCUCCGCGCACCCUCACCCGCAUAUGCACAGCCUGGGCCACCUGUCGCACCCCGCGGCGGCGGCCGCCAUGAACAUGCCGUCCGGGCUGCCGCACCCCGGGCUGGUGGCGGCGGCGGCGCACCACGGCGCGGCAGCGGCAGCGGCGGCGGCGGCGGCCGGGCAGGUGGCAGCGGCAUCGGCGGCGGCGGCCGUGGUGGGCGCAGCGGGCCUGGCGUCCAUCUGCGACUCGGACACGGACCCGCGCGAGCUCGAGGCGUUCGCGGAGCGCUUCAAGCAGCGGCGCAUCAAGCUGGGCGUGACGCAGGCCGACGUGGGCUCGGCGCUGGCCAACCUCAAGAUCCCGGGCGUGGGCUCACUCAGCCAGAGCACCAUCUGCAGGUUCGAGUCGCUCACGCUCUCGCACAACAACAUGAUCGCGCUCAAGCCCAUCCUGCAGGCGUGGCUCGAGGAGGCCGAGGGCGCCCAGCGCGAGAAAAUGAACAAGCCUGAGCUCUUCAACGGCGGCGAGAAGAAGCGCAAGCGGACUUCCAUCGCCGCGCCCGAGAAGCGCUCCCUCGAGGCCUACUUCGCCGUGCAGCCCCGGCCCUCGUCCGAGAAGAUCGCCGCCAUCGCCGAGAAACUGGACCUCAAAAAGAACGUGGUGCGGGUGUGGUUUUGCAACCAGAGACAGAAGCAGAAGCGGAUGAAAUUCUCUGCCACUUACUGAGGGGGCUGGGAGGUGUCGGGCGGGACAGAAUGGGGAGCUGAGGAGGCAUUUUUGGGGGGCUUUCCUCUGCUUGCCUCCCCUCGGAUUUGGAGUGUCCGUUAUCCUGCCUGCAUUUGGGGAGUCCCUUCUCGCUCUCUUUCCUCCACCCAUUCUCUGAUUUUCCUGCCUUUGCUGUCCCCUAGCCUUGAGGACUGGGGUGCUGGGUGUGGGGAUUGGAGUAUAGGGUAGGGGAGAAGGGGGGGAGCAUUCGGGGGAGUGGGGAGUGGGGGGAAGGAAAGCGGAGACCCGAGCAGGGGUUUUAAGGAGCAGGAUGGUUCUGGGGUUUGGGUGGGGGGAGACGCGGGAAGGGUAGGAAAAUGGACUGUUUCUGACCAGAGACACUUACCUAAAUAUCCUGGGGACCAAGGAACUAUGUACAAAAACAAACCUACCAACCACCAAAAACUAGACAAAUAAAGACAAACUAAAACAAAACAGAACAAAAGCAAAGGAAAAUGCUUUAGAAAUUUUAACUCCGGGGAGCCAUAAUCUGCAACUUCAUUUUCCCCCAUAGAAGAGAAAAAAGAGCACCACCAUUAUUACCACCUCCCCAACCCUACACGCACGAACUGAGUCGAAAAACGAAAACCAAACGAGCGAGAAGUUGAAGUUCUGGGUAUCAAAGCUAGUUGUUCUGUCUGCGUGUUUAAUUUUUCCCUCUCUCACCUCCACCCCAUCCAUAUCCUCUUUAUUUCCUCCGUUCCAAUGAGAGGCCUAUGGCUGCUCUCCAAUCCCGGGAAGUGAGUGGGAGCACAGCUGAAAAGAGAGGGUCAGGGGGAGGCUGGCUGCUUGCUUAGGUGGAAUCCAAGUUUUCCCGUGGCCCUGCCUAUACUCUGGUGGCCUGGUCCUGUUGGGGUGGGGGUCUUUGGAGAGAAGGGCAUAGUCUUUGAGCUACUAAAAAGCAGAAUUCCGGAGCUUCGAGAUAUCUUAUUCUAGGAAAAUGAAACAAUUUUAACAACAGUUUUUUUUCCUCUUAUGUCGAAGAUCUAGUUUUAGACAAUUUCAAAAUAAGCUUUUCCCACUCAUAGAACUUUAACUUGCCCUUUCAGUUUUAUCUUUUUUUUAGAGAGAGGUUUAAACUACUGAUUUUUCCUGUUGAUUCAAAUAGACUAAUGGGGUGAAAGUUAUUAGGAGAGAUACUCUCUCCUGUUUUCUCCACUGAACGAGACUCAUCUUGCUCUUCUAGGUCCCGUUUCUUCCUCUCUUGGAGGACAUGAAAUUAUAGAAAUGUUGAGAAGUUCCUGCUUUCUUUUGCGGUAGGACUUGGCUGUGAGAAAAUCACCUAAAUCCCAGAAAAGAGGAAGACAGAUUUAAAGUGCCCCCACCCCCAUUUGUUUCAAAGAGGUCUGCAUGUUGGGCGAAAACAGAACAACUGUGUUUCCUUUUACUUGUUCUUAUUAUUCAAGAGUCAUUUAUUACAGGGGAUAAAUGUUGGGUAGCAAGAACUUUAAUUUGCACUACCAGUCUCCCAAAUAGAAAAUCAUGUAUAGUAUUUCAUAGUAAUAAUCAGGUACCUUACAAGCUGCUGGUGGAUUUUAAAAAAUUAAGAUAGUUGAAGGUGGUUAGGUAAAAUGCCUGCUUUGUGUACAAGAUACUCUUUGGAUCUCUCGUAGAGAUGGUUUGUUACCAUCCUUUAAUCAUAACUAAAACAUUGAAAACAGAACAAAUGAGAAAAGAAAAAAAACCUGCCGAUUAACAAGACUGAAAUCAUGCAUGAUCUGAAAGGUGUGGAAAGAAACACAAUUAGGUCUCACUCUGGUUAGGCAUUAUUUAUUUAAUUAUGUUGUAUAUCAUUGUUUGCAGGGCAAACAUUCUAUGCAUUUGAAACUGAGCACUAAACUGGGCUAGCUUUCUGGUAGACCGUUUUGUGGCUAGUGCGAUUUCACAGUCUACUGCCUGUUUCCACUGAAAACAUUUUUGUCAUAUUCUUGUAUUCAAAGAAAAAGGAAAAAAGAUUAUUGUAAAUAUUUUAUUUAAUGCACACAUUCACACAGUGGUAACAGACUGCCAGUGUUCAUCCUGAAAUGUCUCACGGAUUGAUCUACCUGUCCAUGUAUGUCUGCUGAGCUUUCUCCUUGGUUAUGUUUUUUCUCUUUUACCUUUCUCCUCCCUUACUUCUAUCAGAACCAAUUCUAUGCGCCAAAAUACAACAGGGGGAUGUGUCCCAGUACACUUACAAAUAAAACAUAACUGAAAGAAGAGCAGUUUUAUGAUUUGGGUGCGUUUUUGUGUUUAUACUGGGCCAGGUCCUGGUAGAACCUUUCAACAAACAACCAAACAAAAAGAAAACACAAAGAAAUGGGGGGAGGGUAGGGUGUUGAAGGGGGACAAAAAGGGGAGAGAUUGAGAAUGAUGUAUUUUUUUGCUGAAUCAGAAUUCACUUUCAGAUAACUCAUGAAAAGUGGUGCUCUAAAUAAAAUGAAUUCUAUAUUAGUUGCCUGUGUUUAUAAAAGUUAUUAUUUUUUAACUGCAGAAACUCUUAAACCACAGCACUUGAUCCAGAGUGGUGAAAACCAAUAAAUAACCAGGCACCCAAAAAACAUUUAAAUUUAGGGUCAGGGACAGAGGAAUUUGGAGGUUUAGAUGUGAUAUUCUACCCUAAAAACACCUAGUAACUGAAUGGCUUUUCUUUGGAGGGUAAUACAUUUUAAAACAUUUAGUGUGCCACCUACUGCUCCACAGUGACUAGAGAGCCUCUAUUUCUUGGUGACUUGGGACUAGAUCAGAUGCCAAAUGUACAAAGUUUCUUAAGAGUUGAGAUUAUAUCAUCUGAAGUCAUCUUAUUUUAGCCAAAUCUUUUUAAUUUCACCGGCAAAUCUGUGAAGGAAAACACUUGAUGUUCAAAAAGAAUAGUACAUUUUAAAAGCUGCGAUUUUAAACAGUUGUUAAUGUUAAAAAAAAAAAGCACUAGAGGUAUUUUUAAACAUAGAACUCUUCCAUAAAAAGUUGAUUUGUUUUUGCUGUUAUUGACUUGAAACAUCAUCAGUUUUAAAUAAAAUGCAUUUGUAAAAAAA
Messenger RNA from Homo sapiens (human), 4539 nucleotides. RefSeq names its product POU class 4 homeobox 1 (gene POU4F1). Gene Ontology annotation, cellular component: neuron projection; nucleus; RNA polymerase II transcription regulator complex. The transcript is spliced from 2 exons. Gene Ontology annotation, molecular function: RNA polymerase II cis-regulatory region sequence-specific DNA binding; DNA-binding transcription factor activity, RNA polymerase II-specific; DNA-binding transcription factor activity. The record is from RefSeq and is marked reviewed. NCBI's taxonomy places the organism in Eukaryota, Metazoa, Chordata, Mammalia, Primates, Hominidae. Gene Ontology annotation, biological process: negative regulation of neuron apoptotic process; negative regulation of gene expression; negative regulation of apoptotic process. The coding region runs from base 227 to 1486 and encodes 419 amino acids.